Molossus molossus (Pallas's mastiff bat) is the source of this 2879-nucleotide messenger RNA. It is a transcript of the gene ZSWIM9, whose product is annotated as zinc finger SWIM-type containing 9. NCBI's taxonomy places the organism in Eukaryota, Metazoa, Chordata, Mammalia, Chiroptera, Molossidae. Gene Ontology annotation, molecular function: zinc ion binding. The transcript is spliced from 4 exons. The record is from RefSeq and is a predicted model, not a curated record. Bases 36 to 2804 code for a protein of 922 amino acids.
GUGGACGCCGCUCCGGGGCGGGUAGGCGCCCCAGGAUGGAGCCCCCAUCUGGCAUGGUGGUGGGGCAGGAGGAGCAGGAGGAACAGGAGCUGCUGGAGCGGGCCUUCUUCUCCUGGGCUGAGUUCAGCCGCUUCUUCGACACAUGGUGCCAGCAGCGGCUGGCGCUCUUCUUCGUCCAGAGCUCCAUGCACCUGACACGCUGCCACUGGGCCAGGUUGCCCCCGCUGUACACGCUCAUCGACGUGCUCAAGUACAGCUACGUGCGAUUGGUGUGCAAGGACGUGCGUGCUCCCAGCCGGCCUGCCAUGGGGCACCACGAGGCCGGCUGCCCUGCCUUCAUCAUCGUCAAGCUGAGCCCACUGCGGGACCGCCUGGUGGUGACGGAGUGCCAGCUGACCCACUCGCACCCCGCCUGCCCCAUCGAGUUCGCCUACUACUUCCGCCCGGGUCGCCUGCUGGCCAACACCUGCCUGCCAGUGCGCACCACCAACAAGAUCUCCAAGCAGUUCCUGGCCCCGGCCGACGUACACCGCCUGCUUGCCUACUGCAAGGACCGUGACCACAGCGUCAUUGAUGCCCUGCGCGUGCUGGAGGGGCUCUUCCACACCGACCCUGAGGCCAAGGUGAAGCUGGUGUUCAUGGAGAACCAGGCGGUGGUGGAGACCGUGUUCUUCCUGACAUCGCGCACACGGGCUCUGCUGCGGCGCUUCCCGCGCAUGCUCCUGGUGGACCGGCUGCCAGGACUGCAGGGCGCGCUGGACCUGCUGGCGGUGCUGUGCGUGGACGGCGCGGGCCGCGCACGCCAGGCCGCCUGCUGCGUGGCGCGCCCGGGGACACCGAGCCUGCUGCGCUUUGUGCUGGCCUCGCUGCUGCAGAGCGCGCCGGAUGUCAAGGGCCGCGUGCGCUGCCUGACAGCGGGGCCCGAGGUGACGGCGCAGCUGUCCGCCGUGCGCCAGCUGCUGCCGGGAGCGCGCGUUCAGAUCUGCCGCGCACAGGGCCUCGAGACGCUCUUCAGUAAGGCGCAGGAGCUGGGCGGCGCCGGCCGGGAGGACCCGGGCCUGUGGCCGCGCUUGUGUCGUCUUGCGGGCGCCCUGUCACCUGUCGCCUAUGCCGAGGCGCUGGCAGAGCUGCGCGCCCACGGUCCAGCUGCCUUCGUCGACUACUUCGAGCGCAACUGGGCGUCCCGUCGCGACAUGUGGGUGCGCUUCCGCGCUUUCGAGGCAGCCCGCGAUCUGGACGCGUGUGCGCUCGUGCGCGGCCACCGCCGGCGCCUGCUGCGCCGCCUCAGCCCCUCGCGCAGCAUGGCGCAGUGCCUUCGCGACCUGGUGGCCAUGCAGUGGGCCGACGCUUCCGGAGAGGUGGCGACCGAUGGCCCCUCCCGUGGGGGGCCUUGGCUGGAGGGCGAGCGGGGAAGGGGAGCCCAGGUGGAGAACCAGAGGGCAAAGGGCCCGGAGAACGGAGACUGGGGAGGGGCCCCAAUGGAUGCAGGUAUUUGGAGAGGCGCCCACUUGGAGGAGUGGGCCGGAGAACUGGAGACCAGAGACCAGGGUGGGGCUCAGUUAGAAAGCGAGAAAGAGAGAGAAUUGCAAAUCCGGUAUUGGAGAGGGGUCCAGCUGGAGAACCAGAAGGUGAGGGGGCUGGAAGGGAGUGUCUGGAGAAGGUCGCAGUUGGAGAACCAGCACUCGAGAGGGCCAGAGGUCAGGGACUGGAGGGGGCCCCAGUUGGAGGGUGAGAAUGACUGGGGGCUGGAAGGUUAUGUCUGGAGGGGAGCCCACUUGGAGGACCAGGGGCUGAAAAGAUUGGAAGGGUGCACCUGGAGGAUGGCCCAGUUGGAGGAUCGAAGGAUCAGAGUUCUGCACACCACAGACUGGAGGAGAGCCCAGUGCGAGUAUGAGAGGGCCCGGGGUCCGGAAGGGAGCACCAGCGCAGGGGCCCAGGUUCGUGAUGCAAAGGUCUCCGCACUGAAAGUCAGAGACCAGAAGGGGCUUCAGGUGGAAGCAGAGAAUGUAGCGGGGCUGGAGGGCAGAAACUGGAGGGAGGGCCAUUUGGGGAAGCCCCUGGAGUUGGUCUCUGAGAACAGAGAGCAAAGGGGGCCCCACUGGGGAGAUGACAGGAGAGGGCCAGAAAUUAGAGAAGAGAGAGGAGUGAGGGUGGGGGUCAAAAGAAGAAGGGACCUGGAGGAUGUAGUUCUGGUCCAGCUAGGGGACACAAGGGUCACAGGCCUAGAGAAUGGAGGUGGAGGGGGAACUCAGCCUGGGGGUCCCAAGAGCAGAGGAGGGCAAGGAGGGGAAUGUGUGGACACAAGAGGAAGGUGUCCAGGGCUGGGGAAUGGAGUCCUGUAUGGUGCCCCUGUGGGCACUGUGCCUGAGGAUGAUCCAGAAUGGGCAGUAACAAGAGUGUACCUGGCCACAGGGGACAGCCUGCAGGAAGGAACUGAAGGAGAAGGCCCGAGGGAACCAAAGAGACCUUGCUGCCCUUCAGGAGAGAAGGAGGUGGACUGGGAGCCCCUGGCCAAGUUCCGAGCAGCCUGUGGGCCAGAGCUGGCAGACCUGGUGGCCGAGGAGCUGUCCUUUGCCAGGCAGCAUGGGGCCCGGGGUUUCCAUAUGACUGGAGCUGGCUUUGCCCUUAAAGAUGGCACCUCAGACUUCUUCCUGGAUGGGGCCCUGACGCGCUGCAGCUGCUCCAUCCAUGCGGCCCGGCGUCUGCCCUGCCGCCACCUCUUCGCGGCACGUCUCCUCACCGGGGCAGCCUUAUUCCACGUGGACCUGCUCAGGGACUGCUGGGGGAGAGCCCCAGAGUCCUGACCCUCAGGGCCCUGCCCUCCGCCCUCCACUGCGAGGGCAGGGGGGCACUCUUUGAUCCCAAAGAUAACAAGGGUG